Sus scrofa (pig) is the source of this 2156-nucleotide messenger RNA. It is a transcript of the gene ALDH3B1, whose product is annotated as aldehyde dehydrogenase 3 family member B1. Gene Ontology annotation, cellular component: cytoplasm. Lineage: Eukaryota; Metazoa; Chordata; Mammalia; Artiodactyla; Suidae. Gene Ontology annotation, molecular function: 3-chloroallyl aldehyde dehydrogenase activity; aldehyde dehydrogenase (NAD+) activity. The record is from RefSeq and is a predicted model, not a curated record. Gene Ontology annotation, biological process: aldehyde metabolic process.
CAGGGUGGCCAGCAGGGCCGUGGGGAGGCCCGGCUCUUCUUCCCCACCUUGCUGGGGAGCUGGGGCACAGGCAGAGCCAGCCCCUGGCUGGUACCCAGCCAUCUGAGCCACCACCAGCCGCCCAGGCAGGGCCCCCAGGCUGGGGACAGCGGGAGACAGAGCAUUCUGUGUCUGGAAUGUCCCAGAGUGGUGGCUGCAGUGGUGGUUGGUGGACUGUCUGCUUAGCAAGCUGCUCCUGGUUCCUCGGCUCAGCCUGCCAGGGAUGGACCCCUUCGCUGACACACUACAGCGGCUGCGGGAGACCUUCAGCUCGGGGCGCACGCGGCCGGCUGAGUUCCGGGCCACCCAGUUGAAGGGCCUGGGCCGCUUCCUGCAAGAGAACAAGCAGCUUCUGCAGGAGGCGCUGGCACAGGACUUGCACAAGUCCACCUUCGAGUCACAGGUGUCUGAGAUCAGCAUCAGCCAGAGCGAGAUAAACUUGGCCCUUAGGAACCUGCGGGCCUGGAUGAAGGAUGAGAAAGUGUCCAAGAACCUGGCCACACAGCUGGACUCGGCCUUCAUCCGGAAGGAGCCCUUCGGCCUGGUGCUCAUCAUCGCCCCGUGGAACUACCCUGUGAACCUGACUCUGAUGCCCCUGGUGGGCGCCCUCGCCGCAGGGAACUGCGUGGUGCUGAAGCCCUCGGAGAUCAGCAAGAGCACUGAGAAGGUCCUGGCCGAGGUGCUGCCCCGAUACCUGGACCAGAGCUGCUUUGCCGUGGUGCUGGGUGGCCCCGAGGAGACGGGGCAGCUGCUGGAGCACAAGUUUGACCACAUCUUCUUCACGGGGAGCCCUCGAGUCGGCAAGAUUGUCAUGACUGCUGCCGCCAAGCACCUGACGCCCGUCACGCUGGAGCUGGGGGGCAAGAACCCCUGUUACGUGGACGACAACUGUGACCCCCAGACCGUGGCCAACCGCGUGGCCUGGUUCCGCUAUUUCAACACCGGCCAGACCUGCGUGGCCCCCGACUACAUCCUGUGCAGCCCAGAAACGCAGGCGCGGCUGCUGCCCGCCCUGCAAAGCGCCAUCACCCGUUUCUAUGGCGACGACCCCCGGGCCUCCCCCGACCUGGGCCGCAUCAUCAACCACAAACAUUUCCAGCGGCUGCGGGGCCUGCUGAGCUGCGGCCGCGUGGCCAUCGGCGGCCAGAGUGACGACAGCGAUCGCUACAUCGCCCCCACGGUGCUGGUGGACGUGCAGGAGACGGAGCCGGUGAUGCAGGAGGAGAUCUUCGGGCCCAUCCUGCCCAUUCUGAACGUGAGGGGCCUGGACGAGGCCAUCGACUUCAUCAACCGGCGGGAGAAGCCCCUGGCGCUGUACGCCUUCUCCAACAACAGCCAGGUGGUCAAGCGGGUACUGGCCCAGACCAGCAGCGGGGGCUUCUGCGGGAAUGACGGCUUCAUGCACAUGACUCUCAGCAGCCUGCCUUUCGGAGGAGUGGGCGCCAGUGGGAUGGGCAACUACCAUGGCAAGUUCUCCUUCGACACUUUUUCCCACCACCGCACCUGCCUGUUGCGCAGUCCUGGGCUGGAGAAGAUCUACGCCAUCCGGUACCCACCCCAUUCUCCACGCAACCUGAGGGUGCUGCUGACGGCCAUGGAGACCCGCAGCUGCAGCUGCACCCUGCUGUGAGCCGGCUUCAGGCACCGGAGGAUCCAGCACCCCUUCCAGCUCACCUGAGUCCUCUGCAGCCACGGCCACCUGGGGCUGGAGGAGAUAUGACUGGGGUCCUCGGCACAGGAGGAAAAGGCCGGGGCCAGUGCUUGCCCUCCUCUCUCCUGGGGUUUCUCUCUUUGAGAAGAUGUCCCCCAGCUAGGAUGGGUCACGGUGCAGGAGUGUGGGAACCAGUGCAGUAACCUGGCUGCCUCCUCCCACCCUGGCCACCUGUGUCCCCGGAGAGGAGGGUAGAUGUGGGCACCUCUUGGCCACCACCCUUUCUGUGGCGGGUGCAAAACGGGCCCUGGCAUCUGGCCCAUGUCACGCUGUGGACGGGCUGUGACCGGGGUCAUCCCUGCCCUCUCUGAGCCUGUCUCCCUGUCUGUGUACAGAGGAGGUAGCGAACAGCACCUCCAGACAGCACUGUGAGGAUUAAAUCUCGGAGCUGAAUCGCUGACUCCAA